GCUCAAGAUGCCUACCACGGCAACAACAAAUGUACCACCAAUCUUCUGAAAUAAGCUGAAGACGUUAAGACGGCUGAUCCCAGUCAAUGCUGCUGGUUCGUCUGAUGACUUCGCCAGUCAAGCCUGAUAUGCCUCCAAUAUGAACGCGGUAGAUGGCUCAGAUCAUUAUGAGCGUGCAAUCGAAGGACCUACGCCGUCCCUGCUGGUUAUAGUCCUCGAUACAAAUCCCCAUGCCUGGGCCCUCCUCUCCUCAACUCUCCCCCUCUCGAAGGCUAUAGCAAACCUCCUCGUUUUCAUAAAUGCGCAUCUGGCAGUAAACAAUGCAAAUCAGGUCGCUGUUAUAGCCAGCCAUAGCCACCGAGCAGUAUGGCUCUACCCACGUCCUCCUUCGGUUUCCGAAGACGUCGAUAUGGGGGAGAGCGGUCCAACCAACCUCGACGAUGCAAAUAAAUAUCGACCCUUUGCCCUUAUCGAAAACAGUCUUCUUGCCUCUCUUCGUAAUCUCAUACAGACCACCACCGAAAACGAUAUCUCUACAACCAGCACCACUCAGAUGGCUGGAGCUCUUACCCUCGCGCUCUCCUACAUAAACAAAGCCACCGUAAAAUUCUCCGACCCAGAUACAUCCUCAAGGCCUGCCCCAACAGCCCUUGAAAAUACAGAAACACUACCAAUAGGUCUCCAAAGCCGCAUCCUGGUCGUCUCUGUCUCGGGAGAUCUGGCACACCAGUACAUUCCAAUCAUGAACACCACGUUCGCUGCUCAACGUCUGCAGAUACCUAUUGACAUAUUGAAGCUGGCUGGAGACACGGUCUUUCUGCAGCAGGCUUCGGAUGCUACAAAGGGGAUCUACAUGCAUUUGCGAAAUCCUCAGGGUUUAUUACAGUAUCUCAUGAUGGCGUUCCUGCCGGACCAGAUGAGCAGGAAACAUCUGGUUUCUCCAACGCAGGAGGUGGUUGAUUUCAGGGCAGCUUGCUUCUGCCACAGAAGAGUCGUAGAUGUGGGGUUUGUCUGCAGCAUCUGUUUGAGCAUUUUCUGCUCUCCCCCGGAAGGGGCUAUAUGCCUAACCUGCUCCACGCACUUGGCGCUAGGAGACUACGGCGCAAAACCUGCUACUGUCCCCAGGAAGAAGAAGAAAAGAAGAAAGUUAAAUGGAGGAGCGGAGACUGGAAGCGCGAGAGGUACACCAGCUCCUGGCGAAUAGCCUGUCAAUACAUUGGAUUAUCUGCACCCAAAAUUAUAGACUCUGGCCGUGGUUUACUUAGCCAGGCUCUCAAUCUUGUGCAACAAGUACAAUUGCGCUAGAUCUUGUAUGCUGGUGCCUUGAUACAGGUGAAAGGGGAUUCGGCCUCAAUAUAACAAAGUAAUGACUAAUUGCAAGGGCAUCUUUCCUGCAGCAAAAAUUGCAAUACUUCUGUCC
Messenger RNA from Amorphotheca resinae ATCC 22711, 1420 nucleotides. RefSeq lists its product as hypothetical. The record is from RefSeq and is a predicted model, not a curated record. The transcript has 3 exons. Lineage: Eukaryota; Fungi; Ascomycota; Leotiomycetes; Helotiales; Amorphothecaceae. Gene Ontology annotation, biological process: nucleotide-excision repair; regulation of DNA-templated transcription. Gene Ontology annotation, cellular component: transcription factor TFIIH core complex; transcription factor TFIIH holo complex. The coding region runs from base 140 to 1204 and encodes 354 amino acids.